AUGUAUAAAUUCAUCCAAGUUACAAUCCUCACACCCAAUUCAAUUGUCGUUCAAAUAUCGUCCCUAUCACCAAGCGAUAAGGCUGAGGUAAAUGAACUUACAGCUAUGGCCGACUAUGACAUCAUACUACCUUACGACGAUGAACAACUGUUCCAAGAAAAAAACGACGUCACAGAUCUACACGCGUACUACAUGUCGCAAUUCAAUCUAGAAUUGGAAAACGGAAAGAGUAAAAAGAAUGAUAAUUUCAAAUUUGGUACCGAAGAAAGCUUCGACUUUGAAGUGCUGGACAGUUGGACAGCUGCGGAAAAUAAGACUGAUUUUGAAAUCUUCGAUGACGGUAUUGAGAACAACAUCAACGAUCAAAAUAUGAAGGAAGUUCUACUAGACUUAGAUAGCAUUGAAUUCGACGAUAACAGCUUCAAGUCAGACUCCGGAGAGGAGAAAGCAAAGUCAGCGUAUGAAGUUAAUAAUGAAUAUAUAGACGACGAAUCUCUCAUUGAUGAAUUAUGUCGAGAGGACAAUGAAGCGAGUACACCACCAGAAGCAAACAGAGAAGAUUCCUUUAAUAUGAUGACAACAGAAACUCUACCAUCAAUGGAGGCAGCAUUUUCAAAACGGUUCUGCAAUUUUGACAGCGAAGUGCAUAUGCAAGAAAGUUACGAUAAUCAAGCACAUAAUACACAAGUUAUAAGUAGUGUUGAGCAUUUCAGUUAUCCAAAUAACAUAUUGCAUAAUUUGGAUAUGGAAAGACAUUACAUUCUUCCGGACACACCGACUAGUUGUACAGAAUUUACAUUCGAUAAAAACGAAAGAAAAGUAUCUAUAUCGGAAUCAGUUGAAAGUUCAAGUUAUUACGAUGGUAAUUCAGAGACAUUUGAUGAAGACGAGCUUUUUAUAAACUUAGAUGAUUUCGGAUUGAGCUUAGAGAGAGAUGAUGUUUGUGCUGCCGGUUUUAUGGAAAAGACGGCGGACAAAUCGGAGUCUCAAGGCGAAAGGAAUUGUUUGUGGGAAAAAUGCUACGAAAGUUAUCCCAACCAGAACAUGCUGGUGGAACACAUUGAACGGGCUCACGUCAAUACUUAUAAAGGAGAUGAAUUCAGUUGUCUGUGGAAGGACUGCGCAAGAUCACGUCGUCCUUUCAACGCGAGGUACAAACUUCUCAUACACAUGCGCGUACAUUCAGGACACAAACCAAACCGAUGUCACCACCCAGGCUGUGGCAAAGCCUUCUCUCGUCUCGAGAACCUGAAAAUCCACGUCAGGUCUCAUACCGGGGAGAGGCCGUACGCCUGCCCCGCACCACACUGCAGGAAAGCCUUCUCCAAUUCUUCAGAUCGAGCCAAGCAUCAGCGGACUCACUUCAAUGCACGACCGUAUGCCUGUGGGGCUCUUGGCUGCGGGAAACGCUACACCGAUCCAUCAUCACUGCGGAAGCACGUGAAAACCCACCCCCACAUACCUGCCCCAAGGACCUGCAUACCACCAACGAAGCCCAUCAGACGGACGGAAGAACAACUCGUCCCUAGUUCGCCUGCGAAACUAGCGACCCUAAGAUGUAUAAGAGACAAGUUAACCGUUCCUAGAUUACAGAAAAUGUAA
Molecule: messenger RNA, 1602 nt
Organism: Leptosia nina
Lineage: Eukaryota; Metazoa; Arthropoda; Insecta; Lepidoptera; Pieridae
Source: the annotation of a GenBank genome assembly